AUGUCGUUUGCUGUCGGCGUGGCCUCCGCCGCGUCUCUAGCCGUCGUGCUAGUGUCUCUCGUCUCGGUCGGCAUGAUCGUCCGCGACCUCAACGACCUCCAGACUGACGUCGAGAAGAACAUGUUCGAGGUUAAGAUGAUGGCCGACGACACCUGGGAGCGCAUGAUGGGAAUGCCCGUCGUUGGCUCUGCCGCCGUCCCCGCCCCCCGUGCCACCUUCCAAUCCGUCGUCGGCAUCCGCCGUGGAAAGCGUCAGGCCCCAGAGACCUGCAACUGCGGACCCCAAUCUCGUGGAUGCCCCGCUGGACCUCCCGGACCUCCCGGUACCCCUGGACCUCGUGGAGAUGAUGGACUCCCCGGAGACGAUGGACGCCCUGGCGCCCCUGGAAUCUCCCUUGCUGCCACCCACGAUAUCCCCGGCGGAUGCAUCACUUGCCCCGAGGGACCCCCCGGACCCCCUGGACCCUCUGGACAGCCCGGACCCGCUGGAAACCCCGGACCCAAGGGACCCAUGGGACCCAAGGGACAAGACUCGCACCCUGGAGCCCGAGGAGAGCCCGGAGAGCCUGGACAGCCCGGCCAGCCCGGCCAGGAUGGACGCCCUGGACAGCCUGGACGCCCCGGAACCGUCGCUACCCCCGGACAGCCUGGACGCCCCGGACAGCCCGGACGCCCUGGACCCGCUGGACCCAAGGGACAGGAUGGAGCCCCCGGAAACGAUGGCCAGGAUGGACCCGCUGGACCCGCUGGCCCCGAUGGACAGCCCGGCCAAGAUGGACAGCCCGGACAGCCUGGAGAGCCCGGAGCCGACGGCAUGCCCGGACCCGAUGCCGCCUACUGCGCUUGUCCCGCUCGCUCUGUCUUCCGUCAU
Molecule: messenger RNA, 870 nt
Organism: Mesorhabditis spiculigera
Lineage: Eukaryota; Metazoa; Nematoda; Chromadorea; Rhabditida; Rhabditidae
Source: the annotation of a GenBank genome assembly